This is a messenger RNA of Neurospora tetrasperma FGSC 2508, 1146 nucleotides long. RefSeq names its product 40S ribosomal protein S13. Gene Ontology annotation, molecular function: structural constituent of ribosome; small ribosomal subunit rRNA binding. Gene Ontology annotation, cellular component: cytosolic small ribosomal subunit; nucleolus; ribosome. Bases 80 to 535 code for a protein of 151 amino acids. The transcript is spliced from 4 exons. The record is from RefSeq and is a predicted model, not a curated record. Gene Ontology annotation, biological process: translation. Lineage: Eukaryota; Fungi; Ascomycota; Sordariomycetes; Sordariales; Sordariaceae.
UUUCUUCGUACUUCUCUGUCGACGACAAGCCAGCCGAAGUCACUCCCCCGACAACCGCAGCACCACCAAAUCUUUCAAAAUGGGCCGUAUGCACUCUAAGGGCAAGGGCAUUUCUGCCUCCGCGAUCCCCUACUCGCGCAACCCCCCCUCGUGGCUCAAGACCACCCCCGAGCAGGUCGUCGACCAGAUCUGCAAGCUCGCCAAGAAGGGUGCUACCCCCUCCCAGAUUGGUGUCAUCCUCCGUGACUCCCACGGUAUUGCCCAGGUCAAGGUUGUCACUGGUAACAAGAUCCUUCGUAUCCUGAAGUCCAACGGCCUUGCCCCCGAUCUCCCGGAGGACCUGUACAUGCUCAUCAAGAAGGCUGUUGCCGUCCGCAAGCACCUUGAGCGCAACCGCAAGGACAAGGACUCCAAGUUCCGUCUCAUUCUCAUUGAGUCCCGUAUCCACCGUCUUGCUCGCUACUACAAGACCGUCGGUGUCCUUCCCCCCACCUGGAAGUACGAGUCUUCCACUGCCUCCACCAUCGUCUCCUAAGCGUAGAGCACGCACCGCGAGAUAUUGGUGAAAGAGGAUGGGCAGCCGAGUCGAGAUGGAGUGAUCUUUGUCGGCUUCUACGGGUGUCUUCUUUUGCAGCAUGCUUAGCAUGACGUCUGGUCGAUCCACACAAACUGAACAGGCCGUUGGGGGAGGAAUGGAAAGGAAACUUGCAUUCUCGGAAGUCACUGCAGAGAAGAAAGGCAUCGGGAUGCAGUUUUGCUGCUCAACGUGCUCAAAUCAUCUGCUAGGCGGAUGUCUAGCAGCACCCAUGAUGAAGACAAAGUCAGCUGGGGUUUUUGUUUGAAAAAUACAAAUUCCUCGAUCCUCUUGCCUCAAGUUCUGUUUUCCUGCGUAUCUCAUGACCACUGUGACGUGAAACCAAUGUUAUCCUAGCCAUACUGUUGGAAGUCCGUGUCCUGGGCCGUCCAUUCACUGGCCUUGCCCAUUCACUGGCACUCCCUUCCUGGGUAUUUAGGCUGCCCUGGUUUCCGUUUCUCCUCUUCCGUUAGACAACUCCAGAAUCAAGCCCAUUUCGUUGUCGCUUUUCCAGCCUCCAACACAUACUUAAGCGGUAUCAUGAUGUGUCACCUUUCAGAUUCUGUCACGUA